ACUAAGGAGCUUGGGUCCCUUAGUGCCGCCUCUGUCAUGUUACUUUGUAUCAGUGUUAUAUAUUUCAAAUUAAUGAAAAAGGAAACGUUAGAAUGUCUACAUUGACAGUAUAGUCAGCGUUGAAAGCAAUGUUACGCGAAUCGACCGAAAUUUAUUAAGUAAACUGAACGAAAACCGUUUCGAAACACAGAAGGCCGUUCCUUUCUGCGGGACAGUUCCAUUUGGUUCCAUUUUUCCUCCCUUUUUCGUUUUUGCUUUAGAAAUAAAGUUUCGAAAAAGACCAGCACGAUGUGAUGAUUCAAUGAGGAAAAUUUCAACCGAAAUUGUUAUGGUCUUAAACGAAAAUCGAGCCAACAGAAUUCUAAUUACACGUUUCAAUGUAUUUGGUCAAUAUGCUGCGAAUGCGUAGAUUAUCUUGUCUUUCGUGAUGUUGAGUGAACAUAAUGAGGAGUAAAAUGCCACCGUUUCGAAGGAAAAAGUCUGGAAAAUCUUUUCCCGUUAAAGUCUGUACCUUGGAUGCUGAACUAGAAUUCAGUUUGGAGUGGAGAUCAACGGGACGAGAUUUGUUCGAUUUGGUCUGCCGUACAAUAGGAUUGAGGGAAACAUGGUAUUUUGGACUUCAGUAUGAGGACACUAAAGGAUUCAUAUCCUGGUUGAAGUUGGACAAGAAAGUGCAAGAUCAGUGUAUUUCCCAACAACCAACAACACCUUUUAUGUUCUUGGCAAAAUUUUAUCCGGAAGAUGUUGCAGAAGAAUUAGUUCAAGAAGUAACGCAACAUUUGUUCUUCCUUCAAGUUAAACAAGCUAUCCUUUCUAUGGACAUCUACUGUCCACCAGAGGCAUCCGUACUGUUAGCUUCUUAUGCUGUUCAGGCAAAGUAUGGGGACUAUGACGAAGUCUCCUACCGCCCAGGAAUGCUCGCUAGCGAAGCUUUAUUGCCCCAGAGAGUCAUAGAUCAAUAUCAGAUGACAUCUGAAAUGUGGGAGGAUAGGAUAAAAAUUUGGUAUGCAGAUCACCGUGGAAUGUCUAGAGAUGAAGCAGAGAUGGAGUACCUUAAAAUUGCACAGGAUCUUGAUAUGUAUGGUGUUAACUAUUUUCCUAUUAGUAACAAGAAAGAGACUGACCUUUGGCUUGGAGUUACAGCCCUUGGAUUGAAUAUCUAUGAGAAGGAGAACAAGUUGGCACCGAAAACUACAUUCACGUGGUCAGAGAUACGGCAUAUUAGUUUUGAUGACAAGAAAUUCGUGAUAAAACCUGUGGAGAAGACAUCGCCGAACUUCGUAUUCUUCUCGCAGAAAGUUCGCAUGAAUAAACUGGUAAAAAAACAGUCAGAUGUUGGCAGCUGGGUGAAGGGUUUGAUAGCUUUAGGGUUGGACGAACAUAGCAAUGACAAAGCUGCUCACAUAUUAUUUGUUAAGAUCCUGGACCUGUGUAUUGGGAACCAUGAUCUGUUUAUGAGGAGACGCAAGCCUGACUCUAUGGAGGUGCAACAGAUGAAAGCACAGGCCAAAGAAGAGAAAUCAAGGAGACAAAUCGAAAGAAACAAGUUGGCAAGAGAGAAACAGCUCAGAGAGACAGCAGAAAGAGAAAAAGCAGCCAUGGAGCAACGACUUCUACAAUAUCAAGAAGAGAUUCGUUUAGCCAAUGAAGCACUCAGAAGGUCAGAAGAGACUGCAGACCUCUUGGCUGAAAAGAGUCGCGUGGCAGAGGAAGAAGCAAUGUUGUUGAGUCAAAAAGCUUCCGAGGCAGAACAGGAGAUUACACGUAUAAGAUUGAAUAACAUGAAAACGGAGGAGGAGAAGGUUCACCUUGAACGCAAGACCAGAGAAGCUGAAUUGCUGACUGAGAGAUUGGUGCAAGAAUCAGAGAGAAGAGCUGCCGAGGCUGAAAAAUUGAAAGACGAAUUGCUACGUGCACGCAUAGCGGAGAAGGAAGCGAAAGAAAAGUUGUUAGAGUUCCUCAGCAGAAAUGCUUACACCACCACUAUAACUCCUGUACCAAAUCUGUUUCCAUCAACCCAAGUACUUCCGUCGGAUUUGCAAGCCGAUCUUCAGACGUUGCAACUAGAUACAGAACCAUUACCAACCGAUUUAACCUCGUACGACUUGAUUGCCGAUGGAGAUGUUGAUCAGUUAUCACUAGAAAUUGAAAAGGAAAGAGUAGACUAUUGGGAGAAGAGCAAACACCUGCAAGAACAGCUAAGAGAGUUGCGCACAGAAAUCGAAGUGAUGAAGGUUGGCGAAAAACAGUGCGAAUUGGAUCAAUUGCAUGAGGAACAAGUGCGACUUGGUGAGAACAAGUACAGUACAUUGAAAAAAGUGAAGUCCGGAUCUACCAAGGCUAGAGUUGCAUUCUUCGAGGAGUUAUAGUUGAAAUAUUGAUUACAUUGAGUGGAUGCAACGAGAAACGAAAUACCAUGCAAUAGGGGUAUGGAAAGUAUGAAACCUAUGAAUCGUGUAGACACGUGCGUAUGUGUACAUUGUAGAAUACUGGAAACGUACGAUUCAUCUAAGCGCAGUGAUGUAUAUCUUUGCUUUAUCGUAUCGUAACACUCAAAUUUGCAUACUAAGUCUCGAACAGCAGCGUAACUAUGGGACUGUACGCAAACUUUAUCAUCCCGUGGAUUUGUCAUUAUUUCAGUGAAAUUUUUCUUUUUACUCGUCGUGGUGUUCUAGUCUGAGUCAUAGAAACACUAUAGAAUUUUUGAAUUUUAUAAAACCCUCCAACCCUUCGCGGUCUCGAUUUUCUGAUUUCUAUAUAUUUUUGUUCAGUCUCGCUCAACGCAAGACUGCUAAGAAUUGAACGUAUACUUGGUUUUUGUCUGUUUCGCGUGUCCACGCCAGUUCGCUGAGCCACCAACUAUGAAUCUUAAAUGAUUCCUUGGAACGAGUAUUAGACUUCCACGCAGAGUACGUACGCAGAAAUCAAAAUUACAACUAGUAUCGCUAGAUGUUAAUGGUUAUGUAGAAAUAAGCAAUAAUCAAGUGUCGAUAUUCUCCUAAAGUUUUGCAGAAACUGGUGUGAUGUAUGUAGAUAAAGUUUAAGUAAUAGAGUAAAGCAAUGCUUUGCAACAUAAAGUUUCUAAUCUACAGAGUUAAAAAUGUUACGCUACUUUUGAAGUACACGUGCAUAUCAGAGAAUUCUAUUUUCCUAAAUAUAAAUGUUGUCUGUUCAACAUUGAAGAUCGCAUGUAUUUCUUAAUGCUUUUGUAAGUUUUUAUACGAUUGAAUAAUUCGUCAAUUAUACUAGUAAUAACUAUAACGCAUGCUUAGACACUACCGAUGUCACAAAUGUCAAUACUCUCAAAUAUAAAAUCAUUUAAUCUAUGGUUACGAUCUACGGUUAGAUCAUGUAUUUUCUGCAUCGGAAAAUUAAGAAAGUAACCUACGAAGAAAGUAUAUUAAAGCUGCAGUCUAGUCAAACAAUUUUUGAAAAUAAACUGGCUGCUAAUCAGCGUCUCUGUCUGAAAUGACACAAGAAGCAAUAAACGGUAGAGUUUACAAAUUUUAAUUGCCUUACUUGAAUCACUAUAAAAAUGAAAAAAGCGCAGCUACUAUGAAGUAGCAAUGUGAUAUUUAAAAUUUCUAAAUAAUGCGAGGAAUUAUCAAUUGCAAAUGAUGUUUGAAUUUUAUGCAUGGACUGCGAACAAAAGAAUUACGAUGAUACGUCGACUGUAUUUGUAAAAGUCUGAUAAUGUUUAAAUACUAUACAUACUCAUUCAUGGUUCUUUGAAUCCACUGUUAUGUAAUUUUUAACGUAAAGAAGACAAAAUGCACUACGUAAUUGCUCGUAUAAAAAUUUAUACACAUCGUAGCCACGUAAUUUGAUGAUAAUUUGUAAAUAAAAAUUGGACCAAUGUACGAGUAUGUACUCUAAUAUUGUUUUUUAAGAAAUCUGUGUAUAAAUGCGAAACAAAACGUUAUCGAUUUUAAUGCCAUGAAAUGUAUAACAUGCUACGAUAUAGUUAGUUUGAUUAGACUAGAGCGAUAGAACUUUUGCGCAUUAUGGCUUCUGUGAAGAUGUUCCUAUCAACUCGAUAGAGAACUCAGUGUUUGAGACUUUUAUUAUAGGGCUUUCCAAGUACGAUUAUACAACGAACAAAGUUUAUCGACUCCUUAAAUGUUCUUGUUAGUUAUAGUGUGAACAAAUUAGAUAUUAAAUGUGGGUAUUGUAAUCCUGUUACCUUGGAAUGUCAUUGUCCUUUUCCUCCUUUAAUUCAUAAAAAGAUGAAUGCUAUAUUAUUUUCUGCUCUGAGAAAAAAACAAACACAUCAAAAGAUUUUUUGCAAAUGUAUGCCAUAACUUUCUAGUAGCAUAAUCGGAAGUAUCCCUAGAUUUUCUAAACAAAAAGUUCUUUAAAAAAAAUUCAUUUACAAUAUUUUACGUCAUUUGUAACAUGUAAAAUUGGUUUGAAAAAUUUCUAUUUGGAAAGCUCUAUUUAAAAAAAUGUUUAGUCUUACUCGUACGUCUCAGAGAGUGGCUUAGUAAGUUUACAUAAACAUUGCUCGAACACUGACUAAUCAUAUAGAAAUAUGAAUCAUUAGUGUUUAGAUGUUCUUUUAUUUUAUGAAUCAUUGUUUCUCCUAGAUUUUAGAGAAUAUUGAUAAUAUUCAGUAUUGAAUAUAUUAUGUUACAUAAGAUUUUUGACCAAAAAUCUGGUGCGAGUGUUCAUUAAACUGAUAACUGGACUUCUGGCGCCGUUGUCUGUGAUUCGCCUAAGCGAGUGUAUCAUUGGAUGCUAAUCGAAAAGUGCUUGCAGCCAUAAUCAGUAUUUUCUGUAAUAUAGAGGAAUGUACCUGUAAACGCUAUUCACAACUGCUUGUUCAAUUAGAGUACUCGAUUAAUUCAUGCCAUGUUUUCUUUCCUGGGAUCGUAUAGACAAAAACAAUAUAUCAAUAUUUUUAUGAUAUCAACAA
Molecule: messenger RNA, 4915 nt
Organism: Hylaeus anthracinus
Lineage: Eukaryota; Metazoa; Arthropoda; Insecta; Hymenoptera; Colletidae
Gene: Mer
Product: merlin
Exons: 9
Coding region: 444-2369 (641 amino acids)
Biological process (GO): regulation of cell shape; regulation of gliogenesis; regulation of organelle assembly
Cellular component (GO): plasma membrane; apical part of cell; filopodium
Molecular function (GO): cell adhesion molecule binding; actin binding
Source: RefSeq, a predicted model, not a curated record